Messenger RNA from Limulus polyphemus (Atlantic horseshoe crab), 2781 nucleotides. RefSeq names its product adhesion G protein-coupled receptor E2-like. Gene Ontology annotation, molecular function: G protein-coupled receptor activity. NCBI's taxonomy places the organism in Eukaryota, Metazoa, Arthropoda, Merostomata, Xiphosura, Limulidae. The transcript has a single exon. The coding region runs from base 289 to 1320 and encodes 343 amino acids. Gene Ontology annotation, cellular component: membrane. Gene Ontology annotation, biological process: cell surface receptor signaling pathway; G protein-coupled receptor signaling pathway. The record is from RefSeq and is a predicted model, not a curated record.
AAGACGAAUUAUCUCGGUAAGGAAUGCCGCCAGCCCCACAUGUCAGUUGUUUUCAUGUUAUACGCAACCGUAGCAACGUGAUUGUUUUCGAGAACUUACCAACUUGAAUUCAGUUAGCAGCAGAUUCGUGAAAGUUCAAAGUUUGAGGAACAAGGUUUUUUACAGAAAGUAAAAAGAGUAUACUCCAUAUUUAUUAUUUCUUAAUUAUGAAAGUCUACAAUAAGAAAAAUACUAGCUUUUGAAAAAUAUUUUUUUGCGAAAAAGAGACGAGUUUCUAAGAUCACUGAGAUGGCAGACGUUUUCUCGGUCAGUCUACAGACCGUUAACGGUCCGGCUACAACCUUUCCUAGGAAGCCAGUAAACCGAACGGGUAACUUUGGUGAUGAAGAUGGCUGGGAGACUGGAACUCAGAGUCUUCUCUCUCUCCUGACGGUGAUCGGAACGAGCCUGUCAAUUGUCGGAGUAGUACUGGCGUUUAUAACUUACACUUUAUUUUCUGAUCUCCGCACGGUGAGUGGUACCUCUUUGUUGAACCUAUUAACCGCCCUUUUUUUGUCCCACCUGUUGUCCGUCAUCAGCGUAGAGAAGGUGGAUGACAACGGACUCUGCAUGACCUUGGCAUUUCUGUUACACUACCUGUGGCUGUCCGUUCACUGUUGGUUAGCAGUCAUGGCCAGAGACAUGUUUCGGACCUUCCGUGACAACAUCAAUCUGCAAGUUUCACCUUUAACUGAGAGUCGCAAAUCGCUUUUCAAGUGUGUUCUUUUCGCCUGGGGCUUACCUGGAGCCCUAACCUGCUUAGCAGCUCUGCUCUCUUCCAAUGAUAUAGCUGAAAAGCACCAGUUUGUCGUUCCAACGUGUUGGUUCGUAGAUUACAACACUCUACUUUAUACCCUUGAAAUCCCAGCUGCUGUGCUGGCCGGAGCUGACUUAGUAUACUUUGUCCACUCGGCUAUCGUUAUCCGUUAUACUGCUAGCAUGCAGAUGAACCGCCGUACAUCCGAGAAAAUGAAGAAUCGUCGCUAUCUUCAGCUGUUUCUUUAUUUGAAAAUUGUAUUAUUCCAGAUAGCUACGUGGCUGUGUUGUCUCUUAGCACAAGUUGCUGGUAUCUUCUCCCUGUGGUUUACUUUUUCUGUUCUGGCUUCUCUUCAAGGGUUCUUCGUGGCUGUGGCGUAUAGUUGUAAUUCCGAAGUUUUCCGGCUCUACAGCAAGUCUCUGAAGGAGAGCCGCACGAAGAAGAUGGGUUACGGAACACCAGAAGUUUCUCAUUCCACCAGCUUGACUCAGUUGACUUGGACCCCAUCACCUGACGUAGUAUAACAGACAAAAUGUAAAGAAGGUGGGUUACGGAACACCAGAAGUUUCUCAUUCCACCAGCUUGACUCAGUUGAUUUGGACCCCAUCACCUGACGUAGUAUAACAGACAAGUCUUCUAAGAUGAACCCAAUAGAUAUAUUUGUAUUUUAAAAUUAUCCUGUCAAAAACUAGUCCUUUAUCAGUAUUUUACUCAGACAACUAAUGUAUUUACUUUAAAUCCACUCUGAUUAAACAGUUAAUGUUUGCAUACAACUACUUUUAUCCGAGUAAACUGUUGCUUGCAUAUUUUAUUAUAUUCCUUUUUCAGUAGUUAUACUAUAAUACAUAUAAUCCAGUAGCUGACUCUUGUAUGGAAUUAUCUCCAUUAACCAUACAUUUGUUGUAUAAUUAAUUCCGUUAGUUUCGUUGUAUGAGUUAUAAUAUGCAUCAUUAUUGUUGUAUGAACUAUAACAUACAUUAUUGUUUUUGCAGGACCCAUCGCAUACAUAACGCUUGUUGUAUGACCCAUAAUAUUCAUUUUAUUGUUGUAUGACACGUAUCUUAUUUUUGUUGUAUUACUGAUCACUUAUAAUGUGUAUAUUCAAUGACCCGUAAAUUACAUCAUCUUAGUCGUUUUACCCUUUUAUCCGACAUCUGCGACUUGUUCAUAGCAUACUUUAUCACCUAUGCCACUUAUAUUGCAUGAUCUUAACGCCUUUAUUGUCUUACACUACAAUCUAUCACCCUUAUCAACUUGGCAGUAUGACCCACUAUCUACAAUCCCGUAUGCUGUAUGAUCUCCUACUAUGCUCUGUAACCAUGUUUUGCAUUAUGGACAAUGUUUGUUGUAUUACUUAUUUGUCCUAAUGUUGUGCGUGAUAUGAUUCAUUAUUAAUGUAAUAGGUCCUACUUGAUUAUUGUUCAAUUAUGCUUAACGAGUAUAAUUAGAUCGUUCAUCAAAUCAAACGCUUAUAUCUAGAUAUACUUUUCAAUAUGUACACCAAAUUUCUAUUUUGAACGUACUGGUAGUAAGUGACAAGUCAGUAACAAAGAUAAACACAUAUAUGUUAACAUUAUUGUUGUUUCACACAGAAAUAUCCAUUGUGAAAUAUUAAAAAUCAUUCUGUGGGAUUAAUGUGUAUUCUAAAUAUGUGUAUUGUACAAAUAACGUUUCAAUGUAAUUAUGCCUUAAAAAUCAAUUAUAAUGUUGUCUGAGAUAUGAAAACAUCUAAUAAAAUUGUGUCACAACAUGAAUGUGUGCGUUGGCAUUUAUGUUAAAGAAACAAUAAUCCGUGAAGUUGAAUACUUUUCCGAGGACGAAAACCAUUUUAUUUACGUGAUUCAUCAAACGUUUCCUAAGUGUAUUUAUUCCAUAUUCAGGAACAAUGAAACUUAGAAAACUAUUCAGAAGUGAGCAGUAUGUAGAGUUGCUUGAGUAAGGAAACACAUUAUGCUAAUAUAAUAAGCUAGCAAACAACGAUUUAU